Phyllopteryx taeniolatus (common seadragon) is the source of this 2973-nucleotide messenger RNA. RefSeq lists its product as uncharacterized. NCBI's taxonomy places the organism in Eukaryota, Metazoa, Chordata, Actinopteri, Syngnathiformes, Syngnathidae. The transcript is spliced from 3 exons. The record is from RefSeq and is a predicted model, not a curated record. Gene Ontology annotation, molecular function: catalytic activity. The annotation marks the transcript as partial.
AUGCCCCAUCCCACCCCCCACCCCAGAGAGGGGGAGGUGGACCCACCCCCAGACCAGGAGGUCCCACGGCCAACAGGGAACCCCGCCCCCGAGAGAGAGGGGGAGGCAGCUGGACACAAAGACCGGAGCGAAGAUGAUGAAGCAGACCUGACAAUCGACAGAAGGCCUCACCGCCCUCCAACUGGAGGCCAGAACAGCGCACCCAGAUGGACGCCAGCUAUCACCACCCCAGCACCCACGGCACAUAAGCGGACCCGCCACUGGAAGCGGGUUCUUCGGCAGAAAGAGAAGAGGAAAACACAGAGCCUAGAACUGAAUGUGGGGACUUUGAAUGUUGGGACUAUGACAGGAAAAUCUCGGGAGUUGGUUGACAUGAUGAUUAGGAGAAAGGUUGAUAUAUUGUGUGUCCAGGAGACCAGGUGGAAAGGCAGUAAGGCUAGAAGUUUAGGGGGAGGGUUUAAAUUAUUUUACCAUGGUGUAGAUGGGAAGAGAAAUGGAGUCGGGGUUAUUUUAAAAGAAGAGUUGGCUAAGAAUGUCUUGGAGGUGAAAAGAGUAUCAGAUUGAGUGAUGAGGCUGAAAUUUGAAAUUGAGGGUGUUAUGUGUAAUGUGAUUAGUGGCUAUGCCCCACAGGUAGGAUGUGACCUAGAGGUGAAAGAGAAAUUCUGGAAGAAGCUAGACGAAGUAGUUCUGAGCAUCCCAGACAGAGAGAGAGUCGUAAUUGGUGCAGAUUGUAAUGGACAUGUUGGUGAAGGUAAUAAGGGUGAUGAAGAAGUGAUGGGUAAGUACGGUAUCCAGGAAAGGAACUUGGAGGGACAGAUGGUGGUAGACUUUGCAACAAGGAUGCAAAUGGCUGUAGUGAACACUUUUUUCCAGAAGAGGCACGAACAUUGGGUGACCUACAAGAGCGGAGGUAGAAGCACACAGGUGGAUUACAUUUUGUGCAGACGAUGUAAUCUGAAGGAGGUUACCAACUGUAAGGUAGUGGUAGGGGAGAGUGUGGCUAGACAGCAUAGGAUGGUGGUGUGUAAGAUGACUCUGGUGGUGGGGAGGAAAAUUAGGAAGACAAAGGCAGAGAAGAGAACCAUGUGGUGGAAGCUGAGACAGGACGAGUGUUGUGCAGCUUUUCGGGAAGAGGUGAUACAGGCUCUCGGUGGACGGGAAGAGCUUCCAGAAGACUGGACCACUGCAGCCAAGGUGAUCAGAGAAGCAGGCAGGAGAGUACUUGGUGUAUCUUCUGGCAGGAAAGGAGAGAAGGAGACUUGGUGGUGGAACCUCACAGUACAGGAAAUCAUACAAGGAAAACGGUUAGCUAAGAAGAAGUGGGACACUGAGAGGACCGAGGAGAGGCGAAAGGAAUACAUUGAGAUGCGACACAGGGCAAAGGUAGAGGUGGCAAAGGCAAAACAAGAGGCAUAUGAUGACAUGUAUGGCAGGUUGGACACUAAAGAAGGAGAAAAGGAUCUAUACAGGCUGGCCAGACAGAGGGAUAGAGAUGGGAAGGAUGUGCAGCAGGUUAGGGUGAUUAAGGAUAGAGAUGGAAAUGUGUUGACUGGUGCCAGCAGUGUGCUAGGUAGAUGGAAAGAAUACUUCGAGGAGUUGAUGAAUGAGGAAAAUGAUAGAGAAGGGAGAGUAGAAGAGGCAAGUAUGGUGGUGGACCAGGAAGUGGCAAUGAUUAGUAAGGGGGAAGUUAGAAAGGCAUUAAAGAGAAUGAAAAAUGGAAAGGCAGUUGGUCCUGAUGACAUUCCUGUGGAGGUAUGGAAGCAUCUAGGAGAGGUGGCUGUGGAGUUUUUGACCAGCUUGUUCAAUAGAAUUCUAGUGCGUGAGAAGAUGCCUGAGGAAUGGAGGAAAAGUGUACUGGUGCCCAUUUUUAAGAACAAAGGUGAUGUGCAGAGCUGUGGCAACUAUAGAGGAAUAAAGUUGAUGAGCCACACAAUGAAGUUAUGGGAAAGAGUAGUGGAGGCUAGACUCAGGACAGAAGUGAAGAAAGCCUAUGACAGAGUACCCAGAGAGGAACUGUGGUACUGCAUGCGGAAGUCUGGAGUGGCAGAGAAGUAUGUUAGAAUAAUACAGGACAUGUACGAGGGCAGCAGAACAGCGGUGAGGUGUGCUGUCGGUGUGACAGAAGAAUUUAAGGUGGACGUGGGACUGCAUCAGGGAUCAGCCCUGAGCCCCUUCCUUUUUGCAGUGGUGAUGGAUAGGCUGACAGAUGAGGUUAGACUGAAAUCCCCGUGGACCAUGAUGUUUGCAGAUGACAUUGUGAUCUGCAGUGAAAGCAGGGAGCAGCUGGAGGAACAGUUAGAAAGAUGGAGGCAUGCACUGGAAAGAAGAGGAAUGAAGAUUAGCCGAAGUAAAACAGAAUAUAUGUGCAUGAAUGAGAGGGGUGGUGGGGGAAGAAUGAGGCUACAGGGAGAAGAGAUGGCAAGGGUAGAGGACUUUAAAUACUUGGGGUCAACCGUCCAGAGCAAUGGUGAGUGUGGUCAGGAAGUGAAGAAACGGGUCCAAGCAGGUUGGAACGGGUGGAGGAAGGUGUCAGGUGUGUUAUGUGACAGAAGAGUCUCUGCUAGGAUGAAGGGCAAAGUUUAUAAAACAGUGGUGAGGCCAGCCAUGAUGUAUGGAUUAGAGACAGUGGCACUGAAGAGAAAACAGGAAGCAGAGCUGGAGGUGGCGGAAAUGAAGAUGUUGAGGUUCGCUCUCGGAGUGACCAGGUUGGAUAAAAUUAGAAAUGAGCUCAUCAGAGGGACAGCCAAGGUUCGAUGUUUUGGAGACAAAGUUAGAGAGAGCAGACUUCAAUGGUUUGGACACGUCCAGAGGAGAGAGAGUGAGUAUAUUGGUAGAAGGAUGAUGAGGAUGGAGCUGCCAGGCAAGAGAGCUAGAGGAAGACCAAAGAGAAGGUUGAUGGAUGUCGUGAGGGAAGACAUGAUGGCAGUUGGUGUUCGAGAGGAGGAUGCAGGAGAUAGGCUCUCAUGGAAAAGG